This is a messenger RNA of Ostrea edulis (European flat oyster), 1511 nucleotides long. RefSeq lists its product as uncharacterized. The coding region runs from base 88 to 645 and encodes 185 amino acids. The record is from RefSeq and is a predicted model, not a curated record. NCBI's taxonomy places the organism in Eukaryota, Metazoa, Mollusca, Bivalvia, Ostreida, Ostreidae. The transcript is spliced from 2 exons.
UGUCUUGCAGAUAGAGUUAACACCGGCUGGGGAUUCGUGUUACGAGCUUAUUGUAACGUAAAUGUGUGAAAUAUAUCUUUUACAGAUAUGACCAGCCUGUCCAUUUUGUUUGUUGUGUUGAGUGUAGUGGCUUUAACCUCUGUCUUUAUACUGGCCCUUCCUCUUCAUUUCAAAAAACAAAGUAAGGACUCGGAUGACUUCAUGCCUGUUAAACUGCAGUCGGAUUUUUCGCGUUAUGAUGUCAAUGAUGGUGGUGCUGUAAAGUUGCAGAAACUGGCCACUUCUGAAAAUGUCACAAACACCUUUAAGACGGCGGUCCAUGAUGGUAAAGCGGCGGUCCAUGACGGUAGAGCGUCGGUCCAUGACGGUAGAGCGGCAGUUCAUCACGGAGAUACAAAGCAAUCUCAAACGGAAUUUGAGGACGGUGCACUAAAUCUGGAUAUCGAGGAAACAGAUGUCAUGGUUCUGACAGAUUCUGCCUUACACACAAGAAAUGAAAUAAAUGUCAGCAUGGAGAGAAAUUAUGGACAUCAGUAUAAUAAGAACGAGGCUGGGGAGCCUUCUGAAGUGAUUGACAUCGACAACGAGAACGAUGACGUAAUACACACAACUGAUGACACGGAUGAUUUAGACAUGCAUGUGUAGUGCUCUCUCUCUCUCUCUCUCUCUCUCUCUCUCUCUCUCUCUCUCUCUCCAGAAUUACGGAGCACUGGAUGCCAGGUCUCUCAUGGUUUAUCUAAUUUGCAUCAAUGGCACCUUGCAGAUCUUGGUUCUUAUUGAUUUUAAUGUUACAGGGGAAAUGAAUUUUUUUUUUUGUCAGACGUGCAUGGCUGGUGCAUUGCAUUAUGAUUUUAGUUCAUAUCUGUUUUCAAGGUUAAAUAUAAAAAUGGAAGGUCACUAGAAGGGAUUUUCAUAGAAUUAUACACUCCAUAUCCAAUUUUCCCUCAAACCUGCAGGUGUGGUACUUUAAAAUAGAGUAUUUUAUAAAAAAAAAAAAAAAAAAAAAAUCAUUAGGCCAAACCGUCCUAUUGAAUGCUCGUGUGCGUGCAAGAGAAAGGUAGUUCCGCCCUCAUGUGAAGUCGUAGAUUUUUGCAAAAUCUUUAUUUGAAUAAACUUUGUGCGAUAGAAAAUCUUUUGGGGAAUUUUAUUUAAUGGGUACAAGAGAAAAUCUAGAUACCUAUUACAUACCAAAAAGAGUUUUUAUUUUCUAUAAAUAAUGAAUUAUGUAUACCUAAUAAAUGUUGUCAACGGCAAAAACUGCUAUGCUGGCAUUUAUUUUCCAUUGUAUAUCUAAUGAACAAUAAUGUCUUCAUGAGUGAAAGAUUCUCGAUCGAAAGGGACUUUAAACAUUAUACAAUCAAUCAAUCAAUUAAUCUAAUGUACAAUGAUUUCCCCGAUAUCCACAAUUUCAUAUAUGCAGUUUUAAGAAAUUGGUGAAAGUAAAAUUGUCAUUUUAAUUAGUUUUUAUGGAUCUUUAUUAUUCUGUUGAAUUAAAAUGUACGAAUUUCGGA